UGGAACAACCGCAAAGCUAUCGCCGCCAUACCGUAUACCAAAGUACAACUUAACAUCCAGCCCGAACCAAGACCGGGCCCCGGUAUGAGCCAAAGGCGAACUCUAUGCUUCGCAUGAGGGGCACAUAUGGGCUCAAUCUAGAAGGCUGCAUCUUCAUUUGCACCGUUCGAAUCAUUGCUUGGAUCAUCAAGCAGCCACGCAUUCGAGGAGCACAACCUUGAAAGCCUCUUGACGGCAAUUGGCUUCGCGAGAGGACAUCUGAGCAAUGAGCCAAUGAUGGCUUAUCUCACCGCAUAUGGUCCGGUGUUCGCCCCGCCUUGUAUCCUGCAGUUCAGCUGAACGGCCGCAGCAUGAUAACAAGAGCUCUCUGUCUGUCUUCAUAUCCCCGCCUGCUUCUUCGCCCUUCCCUCACAAGGAAUCAUUCUUGGAUAUUCAGCGUCAUUCCUACCCCAGAGCUAUCUAGUCUCCCCCCUCGACUGUGUCUAUCACAGCUCCGAGAUGGAUACUGCACUUUCUCCAGCCUUGCGCGUCGUUUGCGCACUCCUCUUCCUGCUCAGCCUGGUCGAAGGUUCGAACAACACUACAGUCUCAGAAAGCGGGAUCACGACGUAUACAGGAUGGCACAAAGGCCCAGCUGAGCGCGGUACGGUGACAAUCCUUUGGAGUUGCCUAACUACCGUAUUCGCCUGUACUUGGACCGUCCUUCACCUUAACGUUCCUUACGUUUCCGACCGUACAUCGACGAAGUUCUGGCGGAAGACGAAAUGGAUGGCAGUUACAGUCAUCUUCCCAGAGUUCAUAUUCGCAAAAGCUGUUUGUGAGCUACAAAUGGCCAUCGAAGACCUGCACAAACUUAAACAACAGGAAGUAGCCUUCGGGUGGAAGGUGGAGUACGGUCGUGGCUGCCGAUUACUAUAUCGGAUAUACCAUCCCCACAAAACGUCAUUGUCGCGGCCACCAUCUGAAUUACUGUCAUGGAGCAAAACGUGGACUCUGACACAUUCUUAUUUCGCCAACAUGGGUGGUAUAGUCGGAGACCCCGGAUCGAAUCGGUACGCGUUGGUCACGGCGCAUGCCUUGGUAGAAUGCUGUGUUCCCCGGAAACACAAGCCUCUCGGUAACCUUCGUCUCACCAAGGAAGACAUUCUGGACAAGUCAAAAGCAGACGACCUUUUAAAGACGGUUGCAGCACUCCAAAUCUUGUGGUUGAUCGUCUCCGUCAUAACGCGAAAGGUGUAUGACUUACCAAUCAGCCUGCUGGAAGUCUGCACUGUAGCAUUUGCUACCCUUUCUAUAACUACUUACGUAGCGAAUUUGGCGAAACCAAAAGAUGUUGAUGUACCCGUCGUUUUGUACGACAGCGUCACUCAUAGCAACGACAUGAAUCUUCUUGACCUCUGCGGCGACUCCUUCUUCAAACAGAUUUCUAGGCCGACCGAACAACAUGGUGCCUCACCUAAGAAGCCUCGCAUCAAAAACGACAUGCUGAGACUUCAAGCGCAUGGGACCCAACAUGUCACAUUGAUGUACGCACUGGCAGUGUCUACAAUGUGUUUUGGAGCCAUUCACUGUGCUGCCUGGCAGAAUUACUUCCCAAGUGAAGUUGAAAUGACUCUUUGGCAAGUUGCAAGUGUGCUGUCAUCGACAUUGCCUCUGAUCACCUUGCUCACAUUGAUUAUUUCCAAUCACAUGCUGGGGAUCACAGCCCACAAAGUCAUCGCCACUAUGGAAUCUUUCGUGGAAUUCCCAGUGAAAGAUGCUAGCAGGCCGACCCAAAAGCCUGAACGCGGCACAAAUGUGACAUGUGUGAGGCUCGCGUGGAUCGUCGGAGAUCUUUGGGUGGAAAAGAAACUUGGGGCCCCUCAUCUUCUCAGCCUCGAAAAGUCCAUACGAGCUCUCAUCGAGGUGGGAAAUAGGGUGGGAAAGGGCGAAGCAUCCCGGUCUUGGUGCACAAACUAUCUCUUUUAUUGGGACCAAUUAAGCCAGUUCAGUUCGGACACCGUAUACGAAUUGGUCAAUAAUCCAGAGGAUGUCUCGAACUUUAGAGCGGUGAGCUAUGAUACACAGAUCAAGAGGUCGGAUUUGUCCUCCGAAGAGGCGAUGCAGCUAAUUCUUGAAACUAUCAACAACCCACCCGAAACAUCACAAAAGCUUUACGAAGAAUGGAGACCCUUAAAUCAAGGAGUGAACCGCGUGUCCAGCAUCCUAGCAUGGCUCACAGGGUUUCUAUACGCUGCAGCACGCCUCGCCCUCCUCGCCAUAGCUUUUGCAGCCUUCCGCAAGCAAGAUGAAGGGUUAUACGUAGACACAUGGGCACGCUUUCUACCCAGUAUCGGGUGAACCAUUCGCAGGCAAACUCCACACCACAACAACCAGCAUGGCCUAACACAACACUCUAUACCACGCAUACAGCAUCGCAUGCUUUCGAAGACUACCCGCCACACCCGUCUUGGAAACGGCAGAUACGCAAUUACAUCGCUCGGGUCGUCUCUAAGGUUCCGUUACUGAAUACACUGAUGUCACUCCAGCACAUCUGUCCACCCCAGGGCUACGCCCAGUAGAUCGGGGACUUGACUCACUCCCAAUCAGCACAAUCAUUAGUCUUUUCGGACAACAUUCACUUCCAACCAUCGUAGCUCAAGUAUUCCACAUGCAGAAGGAACAAUAGUAGU
Molecule: messenger RNA, 2672 nt
Organism: Alternaria rosae
Lineage: Eukaryota; Fungi; Ascomycota; Dothideomycetes; Pleosporales; Pleosporaceae
Exons: 2
Coding region: 499-2340 (613 amino acids)
Source: RefSeq, a predicted model, not a curated record